ACGCCAGUAAUUAAAGCAGGCUGCAGGUGACGCUUCAGGGAAAUCUCCAGGAUGGAGUCCCUGUUUAAACCAGCGCCUCUCCUCCUCAUGCUUUGGUGCUGCUGCAGUGCUCAGCGCAUUGACUACAUAUCUCCAAAUCUGGGAAGCAUCAAUGGAGCAACACGACUUACCAUAUCAGGAUCUGGUUUUGCCCAGGAGCGACAGUUCCAACUGAAUCCAAUCGAUGACACAUUUGGCAACCGUGUGACACUUGUGUCUGACACCCUGUCAGUCCCCUGUGAUGUGGAGAGGGACUCAACACACGGCAACAAGAUCAUGUGUUACACCAG
This is a messenger RNA of Micropterus dolomieu (smallmouth bass), 329 nucleotides long. Its product is annotated as fibrocystin-L-like. The annotation marks the transcript as partial. The record is from RefSeq and is a predicted model, not a curated record. The transcript has 3 exons. NCBI's taxonomy places the organism in Eukaryota, Metazoa, Chordata, Actinopteri, Centrarchiformes, Centrarchidae.